Fusarium redolens is the source of this 1239-nucleotide messenger RNA. RefSeq lists its product as uncharacterized. The record is from RefSeq and is a predicted model, not a curated record. Bases 223 to 1146 code for a protein of 307 amino acids. Gene Ontology annotation, biological process: regulation of cell shape. Gene Ontology annotation, molecular function: protein binding. NCBI's taxonomy places the organism in Eukaryota, Fungi, Ascomycota, Sordariomycetes, Hypocreales, Nectriaceae. The transcript has 3 exons.
AAAUUUGAAUAUUGAUUCUUGCUACUACUCUUGUGGCUGGAACUCAUUCUACCUACAGUUGUCGGGCUAUUUGCUUCGCCUCCUAACAAUCCCUGACCCACGCGACGACUCCAUCACGACAACGUACUAUCUUUGCGACUUUCUAUCACAUUUCUGUCGUGAAUUGUUAGAUACUGCUUUCGAAUCGAUUUCUAGCCGCUUGGCGGCUGUUUGCGAUAAGUCAUGGCCUUCCUAUUCAAAUCAAAAAAGCAUCCAGAGAGGUCGCAGCCUGCAAGUCGCGACGCAGGAUCUGGUUCUCAAGGGUCGAUACAAAGUACCAGCGCCCGUGCUUCUGAGAAGAACUCUCUCCAACAUCGCGCAACUCCAACUGGGAGCUUGAACUCAAUCGAUAAUGAAGGCAGUAAUGGGAGCCCCGAUCAUAGCCAUGGCCAUGGACAUGGACACGGGCGCCGUGGUGGGAGUGCUGACCAACCAAUCCAACAAAGCAACGAUACAACAGUACGAAAUGGCACCCCCAUGAACGGUCCCAAUGCAUCUCUAUACCCUUGGUCACAACGCCGAUUGACGUAUACUUCGACGCACCCCUCUCCAUUCCCUCGAUAUGGCGCUGCAGUGAACUCCGUGUCGUCCAAAGAAGGAGACGUGUACCUAAUGGGCGGUCUGAUUAAUGGGUCAACAGUCAAAGGCGACCUCUGGAUGAUCGAGGCUGGAGGUAAUAUGGCAUGCUACCCGUUGGCAACCACGGCUGAAGGACCUGGCCCGAGGGUUGGACACUCGAGUCUGCUUGUCGGCAAUGCGUUCAUCGUAUAUGGAGGCGACACUAAGAUCGACGAGGCUGACGUUCUUGACGAGACACUGUAUCUUUUAAACACCUCAACAAGACAAUGGUCUCGCGCUCUUCCAGCUGGGCCCCGACCCUCAGGUCGCUAUGGCCAUUCACUCAACAUUCUAGGCUCUAAAAUCUACGUCUUCGGCGGCCAGGUUGAGGGCUUGUUUAUGAAUGAUCUUUCGGCAUUUGACCUCAACCAGCUUCAGAUGCCAAAUAACCGUUGGGAAAUCUUGGUCCAGGGCGAGACAAGCCCCAAGAUGCCCGCGGCUCGUACCAACCACACUAUGAUCACAUUCAACGACAAAAUGUAUCUGUAAGUAUUAAUGUCGAACUGCAUUGAACAACACUGACACACCCAUAGCUUUGGCGGUACAAAUGGUUUCCAAUGGUUUAACGAUGUUUGGUGUUAU